This is a messenger RNA of Paramuricea clavata, 1882 nucleotides long. The record is from the annotation of a GenBank genome assembly. NCBI's taxonomy places the organism in Eukaryota, Metazoa, Cnidaria, Anthozoa, Malacalcyonacea, Plexauridae.
AUGGAAGAGUCGAGGAAUUUGGUUAUGUGCGGUCAUUGUGAUCAACUAGUGUCAAGGUCCACGAGGAACAGGCACGAAAACAAGAGAAACCAUCCAUGUGCGCUUCGGAAAUCGUACCAAAAUAUUGUUGGAGAAUCAUCGAGUGACUGCACCGAUAGUGACUCCGAGAUACAACAUAACGGCGGUAAGAGCAGCUAGUUUAUUUUUUAUCAUUUUAAUGUAAAACAGUAAAAUCGCUAGCUUGCUUCAUACAUAUACAGAUGAGAUACAACGGUGUCGCUUGGAGCUUAUUUCUAUUACCUGCGUAAAGAUUUUAAGCGAGAAGAUAUACACAUAUUGUCAUAUACAUCUAUACUGCACACCUUUAUGAAGAUACAGUAUAGUGCAUAUGUUUGCAUGAAAAAUCGGAUAAAUGUAGUAAGCAUGAAGAACUGUUGCAGUAAACUAGAAUGAUUCAUCAGUGGUUUGCUACAAAGCAAUUAGAAAUAUUAAAUUAAAAGGGUGCAAGGCACAAGAAGCAGAAAUAUAUUAAUAUACACCACAGUAUAAUAUAAUAUAAGAAUAAAUAUAAGUGGGAUAUAACAGGCAAUUUGAUUGGCUAAUGCGCGUGCAUUGUGAUGCAAUAAUAUGCACUGUGGUCUGUGGCACUGCUUUGCUCUUUCUGUGUGUUUUUUCCCCACUUCAUCUCUGCUUUUUAGCCAAAAUAUAUAAACAACAUUAUAGAGCUUUUAAAAUACCAAAUUUAUCAGAAAGCAAAAAGGAAUAGACGGAAGGAACAAAGCAAUUUUUCUAGUUCUACGUGUAAAAUUAACCGGCUUGGCAUUCGUCGAAUUUGUUGCUGUCUCGACAAGUUUUUUAAAAUUCAAGCGACGGUAAAAGUAUGUGUGCGACGUCACUGAGUACAUGUUAGGAGAAUUUCAAUGUCGAUCUUUUGAGUAAAAUUGUUCACUACAUAGUAUCUUCUAAUUAUAUUAUAAAAGGAAUAGAACAACUCGUCUCGUGCGUUUAUGGUGCGAUAAUACACUUGGGGAAUGCUGAGAGAAUACUCGAGAAGCGGGUAAAAUACUUGGCUACACCCUCUUGCUUUAGACGCUUCUCUCGUAUUCGCCCAACAUUCCCCCGCGUGCAUUAUCACACCAGAAACGCACACGAAUCGUUUUCUAUUUCUUAAAUAAUACUGAAAUUUUGCACAUAAUUUUUUACUAAAUGUCAGUCUUCACUUUCAGCAGACUCUCAAUACAGCAAUUCUAACCAGAAUACAGCUUCAGAGCCACAGGGUGGAAAUGACGACUUGAUGGUAAGAGCCAAGUACCCUACAGCAAAUCACCAUAGAUACUAAAGUAAUUUAUAAUAUAACAUUGAUCGUACAUGCACGCGAGCGUUGAUUGGUCAAGAAGCGUGUUUUCAUAAGCGUAUAGAAACACGCAAGAAAAUUUCCUGCCCUAGAGCUUCAAAAUUAAAACGUUCACUCAAUCAUUAUUUCUCGUUCUCCCAAACAAAGAGUAGGUAAUAUUAACAUUGAAAGUAAUAUAUCGUAAUAUUGUAUUAUAACAGAAGAUACAUACUGUAUUACAGAUAAAAUUAUGGAUUUCUAUGGCAAUGCAAUUCAAAUUGCUCGUCUUCUCUUUUAAUAUUAAUUUAGCUAAAAUUACAUUACAUGUAACAUUUGGUAUAGGAAUCCAACGGGGCAAGCUCUGUUGGCGAGAACACACUAAACGAUCCAAACGACUGUGAUAUGUAUCCGUCAGAAGCCAGUACAUUGAGUGAUUCAUCAACUGACGAAGAAAGUGCAGGUGACGAAGUUUGGAAUGAUCUUCUUAUUGACGAUCUAAUAAAAGAUAUUGAAAACCCACCACCUCUGCCUAUCAAAGAAAAAAAAUAA